Striga hermonthica is the source of this 564-nucleotide messenger RNA. The record is from the annotation of a GenBank genome assembly. NCBI's taxonomy places the organism in Eukaryota, Viridiplantae, Streptophyta, Magnoliopsida, Lamiales, Orobanchaceae.
CUUCAAAAUGAAGUGUUCAGACUUUCAAGAGCAAACAGAGUGCUGAACGAACCAGCAUUCACUUCCACUGCUACUAAAGAGUGUGAACUGGACACUGCAAAGGCUCGAACCUGCAUCCUUGAGAGCAGUGUCAAACUUGCUAAACAAAACGAACUGGAGAAGGCUCAGACCAUUGAAUGCUCGAGAACCGAAUUAUUCUCUACUCAGAAAGUUCUUGCGGAGCGGAACCAGGAAAUCGUGCUACUAAAAAAUGAAGCUGAUCGACUGAUGAACGAACAUUCUAGCAUGGAAAGCAAGCUGAAGGCACAUUGUGCUGAGUUGAACCCAACUGCAGAAGUCAUUCGAAAACUGAACAAGGGAAAAGUGGAUCUAAAUGAACUUCUCUCCUUGGGAAAACAACAUGGUGAUCUUACUGGAAUAGGAUACACGAGAAAGGAGGAUCAUCCAGAAUCCUCAACCGGGACUUCGAGUACACAAAAUGCUGGCCUUGGAUUUGGGGACAAACUUGGAAUUGGAGGUGUGAACCUGCAUGGGAGACAUUCCAGAAACAUGUUUGACAGGUUU